Globicephala melas (long-finned pilot whale) is the source of this 2612-nucleotide messenger RNA. RefSeq names its product oxidative stress induced growth inhibitor family member 2 (gene OSGIN2). The record is from RefSeq and is a predicted model, not a curated record. Lineage: Eukaryota; Metazoa; Chordata; Mammalia; Artiodactyla; Delphinidae. Gene Ontology annotation, molecular function: growth factor activity. Gene Ontology annotation, biological process: negative regulation of cell growth.
CCCCGUUCCGCCCCCUUCGCGGCACCCAGAGAUCAUAGGCCGCCGGCGUCCGGCUGCCAGUAGUCGAGGAGCGGAAGCCGCUUUCCUGAAGCGGGCUUGGGUGCUCCAGAGCCCGGCCGGCUGCUGAACCGCAGCUUCCGGCAGCCGCUGCAACGGCUAGGCGCGGGGCGCGGGCGCCCCGAGGACCCCGUAACCGGGCGGGCGUCCUGAACGGGCAACCCCGCCGAGGGAGGUGGCCGUGGCGGUCGCGCUCGGGCGCCCCGUGCGCCGCACUCCAUGCCCGUGUGGUGCUGCCGCUGCUCCCUGGCCGGUCAUUUCAGAAAUUGAUGAGCAGAUCCUAAAAGUCACAUGGAAUUACAAGGAACCCAGAAUAGCCAAGACAAUCUUGAAAAAAGAACAAAGUUGGAGGAUUCACACUUCCUAAUUUUACAACUUACUACAAAGAAACUGUAAUCAAGACAGUGUUACGUUGGCAUAAAGAUAAACAUAGAUCAAUGGAAUAGAAUUGAGAGUCCAGAAAUAAUUCCCUUCAUUUGUUGUCAGUUGAUUUCUGUGGGAUCCCAAGACAAAAGGGAAAUAUCAGUCUUUUCAACAAAUGAUGCCAGGACAGAUGAAUAUUCACAAGCAGAAGAAUGAAGUUGGACUGCUACCUCAUACUAUAUAUAAAAGUUAACUCAAAAUGGAUGAAAGACCUAAAUUUAAGAACUAGAACUAUAAAACUCAUAGAAGAAAACAGAAACUAUAGUGACCCUGAAACUGAAGGAGAGAUUUUUAAUUCCUUAGUGCAAUAUUUUGGUGAUAAUUUGGGGCGAAAAGUUAAAGCUAUGCCAUUAGUUGAAGAAACUUCUUUACUUGAAGAUUCAUCAGUGACUUUGCCUGUGGUAGUAAUAGGAAAUGGACCCUCAGGAAUCUGCCUUUCUUAUAUGCUGUCAGGCUACAGACCAUAUUUAUCAUCAGAAGCAAUACAUCCAAACACAAUCUUACAUAGCAAAUUAGAAGAAGCAAGACAUCUUUCCAUUGUUGAUCAGGACUUAGAGUACUUGUCUGAGGGCCUUGAGGGUCGAUCAUCCAAUCCUGUUGCAGUACUUUUCGACGCACUUCUUCAUCCAGAUGCUGACUUUGGGUAUGAUUAUCCAUCCAUUUUGCAUUGGAAAUUGGAACAGCAUCAUUAUAUCCCUCACUUAGUUCUUGGUAAAGGUCCACCUGGUGGAGCUUGGCAUAAUAUGGAAGGCUCGAUGUUGACAAUCAGCUUUGGAAAUUGGAUGGAGCUACCUGGACUUAAAUUUAAAGAUUGGGUAUCUAGCAAACGAAGGAACCUAAAAGGGGAUCGAGUUAUGCCAGAGGAAAUAGCUCGCUACUAUAAACAUUAUGUAAAAGUCAUGGGUCUUCAGAAGAAUUUCAGAGAGAAUACUUACAUUACCUCUGUAUCAAGACUCUACAGAGAUCAAGUUGAUAAUGAUGGUCAAGACAGAGAUAUUUCAACACAGCAUUUACAGAUAGAGAAGUCAAAAUUUACCAAGAGAAACUGGGAAAUCAGGGGUUAUCAGCGAAUAAGAGAUGGUUCCCAUAUUCCCUUCUGUCUCUUUGCUGAAAAUGUAGCUCUGGCAACCGGAACAUUGGAUUCUCCUGGCCGUUUGGAAAUUGAUGGGGAAGAUUUUCCUUUUGUGUUUCAUUCAAUGCCUGAAUUUGGAGCCGCUAUAAGCAAAGGACAGUUGUGUGGCAAAGUGGAUCCAGUGUUAAUUGUAGGUUCUGGGCUUACCGCAGCUGAUGCAGUACUGUGUGCUUACAACAAUAAUGUCCCUGUGAUUCAUGUAUUUCGCAGACGAGUAACUGAUCCAACCUUAAUUUUCAAACAGCUUCCCAAAAAGCUUUAUCCAGAAUACCAUAAAGUCUAUCAUAUGAUGUGUACUCAGUCAUAUUCUUUAGACUCAAAUCUUUUAUCUGAUUAUACCAGUUUUCCUGAGCACCAUGUGCUUUCCUUUAAGUCGGACAUGAAAUGCAUUCUUCAAAAUAUCUCUGGAUUAAAAAAAAUAUUUAAGCUCUCUGCAGCAGUAGUAUUGAUAGGUUCUCAUCCCAAUCUGUCCUUUCUGAAGGAGCAAGGGUGUUACCUGGGCCACAACUCAAGCCAGCCAAUCACAUGUAAGGGUAAUCCUGUGGAAAUAGAUGCAUAUACAUAUGAGUGUGUUAAAGAAGCCAACCUUUUUGCAUUGGGUCCUUUGGUUGGAGACAAUUUUGUUCGAUUUUUAAAGGGAGGGGCACUGGGUGUUACACGCUGUUUAGCUACAAGACAGAAGAAAAAAAAGCAGCAUUUAUUUGUUGAAAGAGGAGGAGGAGAUGGGAUAGCUUAGAGCAGGUUUACAAGUAAUUUAUAUGAACACUUUACCAUUAAAGAUUUUUAAUAGUGGUUUUACAGUGUACUGGCUUGAAUUUUCUGAACUUGAAUUAACUGAGAGAGUCUCAAGCUAUAGUAACUAUUUUUUAAAGUUACCAGAAUUUGGUGUCCUAAUUACAUUAUAAUGUAUCAAAGGUGUCAAUUGUCAGACAAAUAGAAACACUGCCAAUUUGGUAUACUUUAAGUUCUCACUUAACUAAAACAUUCUUUUCUUCCAAGA